AAGGGUGGGGUAUAAAGAAGGAAGAUGGUGGUGGAGUCAGGGACGUAUCAAGUAGCGAGGGCAAUAUCGGGGGACGCCAGUUGAGCGCGCUCUCGCGUUGACGUCAGACAGCCGGAGCCACAGAAGCUCCAGGGAGGUGGUACGCGUUCAACGGAUAGAAAAAUUUUCAAAGAGAAAUACAUCUACGUUCUAAUUAGCAAGCAUAAUGACGAACGAGAAAUUGGAUUUGGAUAAGACACUUUGGGAUCAGAAUACCUUCGUAGGUAGAUGGAAACAUUUUGCCUGGGUGACGGAUUUUCGGACUUGCAUACAUUCUGAAGAAGAAUUAAUGGCUGCUAAAAAAUUAUGCGAGGAUUACAGACUUGGAAAUGAGCCAGCUGGUACCACCAGAAAAGAAAUCAUCUAUGCCAAGAAGCUCUACGAGUCGGCCUUUCAUCCGGACACUGGUGAUCUACAAAAUGUCUUUGGUAGAAUGUCCUUCCAGGUGCCAGGUGGUAUGGCCGUGACCGGUGCCAUGCUCCAAUUCUACAAAACAACAACAGCAGUAGUUUUUUGGCAAUGGGUCAAUCAAUCAUUUAACGCACUCGUCAACUAUACCAAUAGAAAUGCAAACAGUCCAGUGACCACUAAUCAAUUGGGUGCGGCUUAUGUGAGUGCCACAGCAGCAGCAAUGAUAACAGCGAUAGGAUGUAAAUCUUUCUGGGAGAAAAGGGCAAAUCCUUUGAUGGCAAGGUAUGUGCCGUUCGCCGCGGUGGCUGCUGCUAAUUGUGCGAAUAUACCGCUAAUGAGACAAAAUGAGAUACGAAAUGGAAUCGAAGUUACCGACGAGAAUGGUCGAAAGCUUAGUAAAUCGAAGAUCGCUGCUGCGAAGGGCAUCAGUCAGGUCGUUAUCUCGAGAAUCGUUAUGUGUGCACCUGGCAUGUUGAUUCUCCCACCCAUAAUGGAAAGAUUAGAGAAAUACGCAUGGAUGCAAAGAAUUAAAAUCUUGCAUGCACCCAUACAAGUUAUGAUGGUUGGAUGCUUCUUGACGUUCAUGGUGCCGACUGCUUGUGCGUUGUUCCCACAAAACUGUUCGAUCGCAGUCAGUACUUUACAACGAUGGGAGCCUGAAAAUUAUGAACUUUUAUUGAAGAAUUGCGAGGGAAAAGAUAUACCAAUGCAUUUAUAUUUCAACAAGGGAUUAUAAUACGGUCAAAGGUUCGCUCCAAAGACGAGUAACAAUUAUAUAUGUACCGUCGUUUGAGUUUCUCGUUAGAAACUUGUUAGGAUUACAUUUGUUUACAUAAUCUUGAAUGAAUUGAAUCAUUGAAAAUGGUGGUAGUGAUGAUAAUCAUGACGACGACGAUGAUAAUAAUGAUGAUGAUGAUGAUGAUGAUGAUGAUGAUGGUGAUACUUUUAGAUAUAACGGUGCUAUUUGUUGUACAUCGAAGUUUUUUUUUUUUUUUUAUUUAUUUACUUUUUUCUAAUCGUCUGUACUCUGUUUAUAUACACACAUCGCGUAGAUCGAUUAACAGUCAAAUGUUUCUUCGACAUGUUUUCAGAUACUACAUAUAAAUAUUCUCGUUAAAAAGCAAUCGUCUCGUAGGACGGAUCAAGCAAUAAACAUUGACAAUACGUAAACUGGUGCUUUGUGCUAUAGGAAGAUAUUGUUUUUGUCUUUUACAUGCUAUUAAUGCUCCAAAGAAGACAGAGAAAGAAAGAGAGAGAUAGAGAUGGGAGAAACGAACAAAAAAUUGUUUAGUUAGCAAUAAAUAAGCGCUCGAUCGUAACCUUUA
Vespula pensylvanica (western yellowjacket) is the source of this 1775-nucleotide messenger RNA. Its product is annotated as sideroflexin-2. Gene Ontology annotation, biological process: monoatomic ion transport; serine import into mitochondrion. The record is from RefSeq and is a predicted model, not a curated record. Gene Ontology annotation, cellular component: mitochondrial inner membrane. Gene Ontology annotation, molecular function: monoatomic ion transmembrane transporter activity. Bases 206 to 1186 code for a protein of 326 amino acids. The transcript has 9 exons. Lineage: Eukaryota; Metazoa; Arthropoda; Insecta; Hymenoptera; Vespidae.